AUGGAAAUUCAUGGUGUUGUGUCACUCAGGCUCACGAUCGUAUUCACUUCAGGAGUGGAAAGCGCGGACAGCCAGAAGUUUGAUAAACUGAAACAUUAUGUGUCCCGUUACUCAGACAUCCGCCCAUCAGAUAUCAACAACGACUCUCCUGUGGUGGUCAGUCAACAGACUUUAGAGACGACGUUAGCUUGCCUUGGCAUAUCAGCCGAUCGGGUGCGCUCCGGAAGCUAUUCGAGUGGCAAGUUUGCGACUCUCGUAGGCUGCCAAGUGGCGGGCUCGACCGAUCAACACCACAGCAGCAAGAGAAGUAUCAUCGACACGUCAAAGUGGACAACCGCAGCGGAUGAAUUACAACCCGUUAUUGAUCGCAUCAAAUCCAGCAUUCAGAGGCUCAACCAUCAAUGGCAGAUAUUGGACGACGCACAAAAGCGACUCAAAAGGUUGGCCGCCUCGACUCUAGAUGAGGUAGACUGGGACGAUCCGGUCAUCCGGAUACAAUCAGAACUGGAUCUAUUUGAUUCCGAGGAGGCGGACCCAUGA
Colletotrichum truncatum is the source of this 540-nucleotide messenger RNA. RefSeq lists its product as uncharacterized. The record is from RefSeq and is a predicted model, not a curated record. Lineage: Eukaryota; Fungi; Ascomycota; Sordariomycetes; Glomerellales; Glomerellaceae.